AUGGGCCCGGGAGCCUCCCGCGCCGGGCGGCGCGAAGAGGGGACGCACGCCGACCCCAUCAGCCGGAGCUCCUUCCUGCGCAGGUGGGAUGACGAGCUGCGCGGGGGACCCUCCUUCUUCGAGCCGUCGAGGCACGCGGCGUCCGCGUCCCCUGGGGCCUCUGGCACUCCGAGGGAGGACGACUGGCAGGUCGACUACUGGUCUGGCAGCGGCCUCGUGCACACGCCCCUGGCGUUCCGGUGGUACGCCAGCGACUGCGACGACGCCGCGGAGGAUGCCCUCAUACCCAGGCCAGCUGCAGUGGAGGCCUGCGACCUUCCGCGCACGCAGAGCGCUGGCUCCAGAGAUGGGCCCGCGACACACUAUUCCAGCUCGCCAGCACCUCCCGUGCAGCUCUGGGACGAGGCGCGCCCAGACUACCUGGAGAAGGUGCGGUGCAGAGCAAGGAUCAGGCUGAUCGGCAUCAACGCUAAGCUCGGCACCUUCCACCUGAGGAUGAGGUGCCACUGGAGCUUCCGCGCAUCGAGUCUGGAUGAGCAGGCGGAGGUGGAUUUCCGUGGUACCCCUGGCAUCCGGAUGCCUGGAGUCAGUGUGGCUGUCGAGGAGAGCCGCAUUUGGAAGGAUGUGACCCAGACAGGGCUCACCACCAUCUUCUGGAGGGGGACGUCACUAUUCGCCAUCACGGGCCACAAGGCGUUCCGGAUGGAGGAUUUUCCCUACGAUCGACAUAUUCUGAAUUUGGAGAAGUUAGAGUUUGUUUGGCGGUUCGCCCCUUUUCAGCAAGAAGAGACCGAGGCUUGCGAUUAUUUCAAAUCCAUGGAUGUCGUCGAUUUCACUGUGCUGACGUACUCCAUGGUCCCAGAGUGGAGACCGUUUCCAGCAUACGUGAUAGCGCGCGACGAGACGAGUCCCGUCGGUGACCUUGGAGUGCCAACAUGUUGCAGCCAGUUUACGUUGCGACUUCGUAUUCAGCGAAAGCAUUGGUACUACGCGAGGCAAGUAUUCUUAAUCUCUACUUGCAUAACUUGUGUGUCCUGCUUCCCACUGGCCAUCCCCAAUAAACGAGACUUUGUCGAUGAGCGCUUAGACCUCUACAUGGGGGGACUGCUCACGUUGAUCACAUUCAAAUAUGGGAUCAACAAGGUAUUGCCGUCAGUGCCAUACACGACGUUUUUGGACAACUUCUUGCUUCUGCAAGUGGUGAUGCUGGCAUGGCUCAGCCUGCAGACGUGCGUUGGAUUCGGGCUCAGGGAUAUGCUGUGGUGGUUAGAGAUAGCGUGGGAUUGGUCGACCAACCUGGCUGCCUUCAUUUCGGUGCUUCUUUUCUGGGUGCUGUGCACUGCCUACUCAUUCUACGUGAGGCCUUACCUCAGAAAGCCCUGGAGCACGGUGAUGCGAUGCGAGAGGGAGUGUGGCAACCUUGACGAAUUCGAGAGCCCCGACGAGCUCGACGAGUGA
Prorocentrum cordatum is the source of this 1458-nucleotide messenger RNA. NCBI's taxonomy places the organism in Eukaryota, Dinophyceae, Prorocentrales, Prorocentraceae. The record is from the annotation of a GenBank genome assembly.